AGGGGUUUUCCCGGGAGAAGGGGCUUUUUCCGAGAGAAAGAGCUGCCGCCGCCGAGUGCUUAGACUCCAGGCAGCGGCCGGCUCCGCUCGCCCCGCUCGGAAAGUAACGUUAUUUAUUUAUUUGCUUGCGUUCAGCCUCUUGGGUUGGACCCAAUAGACACCCCCUUGGACUUCGGGAGCCCGCCUCCGACCUCUCCAGCCUCCACCCUGCUCGUGCAGGCGGCUCCCCGGAAUACACGCACAUGCACCCCCGGCACCCCCUCCCCGCGCCCCGACCCGGGCAGGGGGUGGGCCCUCACCCGGGCGCUAAAAAGUCCCCCUAGGCGGGAGCAGGGGAGGGCAGAGGGGCGGGGAGGCUCCAGCACUCUCCGCUCUCGUUUCAAAGCGCGCUCUCCCUUCCAGGUUGGGUCGGACCUGAACCUCUAAAAGCGGAACCGCCUCCCGCCCUCUAGCCAGCAGCCCGCUCGGAGCUGAGUCGCCGGCGGCGGUAGCGGCGGACGGACCGGGGAGUUUCCUCUCGCAUUGGAUGGAGCUGAACUUCGGGCGGCCAGAGCAGCGCGGCCGUCCGGGAAUCGCUGCGUGCUGAGCUCCCUCGGCGAGACCCAGCGGCAGCUCUGGAUUUUCGGGGGGGCGGGGACCAGCUGCGCGCCGGCACCAUGUUCUUGGCGACCCUGUACUUCGUACUGCCGCUUCUGGACGUGCUCCUGUCGGCCGAGGUCAGCGGCGGGGACCGCCUGGACUGCGUGAAAGCCAGCGAUCAGUGCUUGAAAGAGCAGAGCUGCAGCACCAAGUACCGCACGCUCAGGCAGUGCGUGGCGGGCAAGGAGACCAACUUCAGCUUGACAUCGGGCCUGGAGGCCAAGGACGAGUGCCGCAGCGCCAUGGAGGCCCUCAAACAGAAGUCGCUUUAUAACUGCCGCUGCAAGCGGGGUAUGAAGAAGGAGAAGAACUGUCUGCGCAUCUACUGGAGCAUGUACCAGAGCCUGCAGGGAAAUGAUCUGCUUGAAGAUUCCCCGUAUGAACCAGUUAACAGCAGAUUGUCUGAUAUAUUCCGGGUAGUCCCAUUCAUACCAGAUGUUUUCCAGCAAGUGGAGCACAUCCCGAAAGGGAACAACUGCCUGGACGCCGCCAAGGCCUGCAACCUAGACGACACCUGUAAGAAGUACAGGUCCGCGUACAUCACGCCGUGCACCACCAGCAUGUCCAACGAUGUCUGCAACCGGCGCAAAUGCCACAAGGCCCUCCGGCAGUUCUUCGACAAGGUCCCGGCCAAGCAUAGCUACGGGAUGCUCUUCUGCUCCUGCCGGGACAUCGCCUGCACCGAGAGGAGACGGCAGACCAUCGUGCCGGUGUGCUCCUACGAGGAGAGGGAGAAGCCCAACUGCCUGAAUUUGCAGGACUCCUGCAAGACGAAUUACAUCUGCAGAUCUCGCCUGGCGGAUUUUUUUACCAACUGCCAGCCGGAGUCGAGGUCUGUCAGCAGCUGCCUAAAGGAGAACUACGCUGACUGCCUCCUCGCCUACUCGGGGCUUAUUGGUACAGUCAUGACCCCCAACUACAUAGACUCCAGUAGCCUCAGCGUGGCCCCCUGGUGUGACUGCAACAACAGUGGAAACGACCUGGAGGAGUGCUUGAAAUUUCUGAAUUUCUUCAAGGACAACACAUGUCUUAAAAAUGCAAUUCAAGCCUUUGGCAAUGGCUCAGAUGUGACCGUGUGGCAGCCAGCCCUCCCAGUUCAGACCACCACUGCCACCACCACCACAGCCUUCCGGGUCAAGAACAAGCCCCUGGGGCCAGCAGGCUCUGAGAAUGAAAUCCCCACUCAUGUUUUACCACCUUGUGCAAAUUUACAGGCACAGAAGCUGAAAUCCAAUAUGUCGGGAAGUCCACACCUCUGUCUUUCUGAUCGUGAUUACGAAAAGGAUGGUCUUGCUGGGGCUUCCAGCCACAUAACCACAAAAUCAAUGGCUGCCUCUCCAAGCUGCAGUCUGAGCCCACUGCUGGUCCUGGUGGUAACUGCCCUGUCCACCCUAUUAUCUUUAUCUUUGGCUGACACAUCGUAGCUGCAUUUAAAAAACAAUAUGGACAUGGAAAAAGACAAAAACCAAGUUAUCUGUUUCCUGUCCUCUUGUAUAUCUGAAAUUCCAGUUUUAGGAACUCAGUUGAGACACUGCUAAAACAGUUUCAUCCAACUGGAACUUUUUUCUUUCUUUUUUCUUUUUUUUUUUCUAAGAAAGCUUCUUGUGAUCCUUAGGGCUUAUAUGGGAUCCCCGAUACAGUGCUACAUUCCAAACUCAGAAGGCUUUGGGGCAUGCUGUAUUGUAAGGGGACAGUUUGUUGAUUUGGCUGUAAAGCAAACUGGGGCCAUGUUUUUCAAGAGGACGAUGAGGAUGGUGAUUUUAACAAUUUAACUCUGGCCUUCACUAGCUAGAGAAGGAGUUAGUAUUUCUAAAGAAUCUUCCAUAUCUCAUGUAAUAGGUUUUAUUUCUGAUGACAUGACUGCAGCGGUACAUGGAUGCCAGGGUUUUUUGGUCACAAAGUGAAGAUCCUCAUCAAGACAAUCUUGAUGGACUUUGUGCAAACAGGCUUGUACCAAUGUUCACUUUUCUAUAUGUACUAGUAUUUUCCGUGCUAAGUUUAUGUGCUGUAAACAGUUCUGCACUCUCCUACAAAAACAAAAAAUACCUGUCACAUCCCAGUGUAGUGUCUGUCUUCUAGUCAAAAUAGAGAGUGAGAGUGGGCAUGAGACUUCACAGAACCUUGACCACUGAGACAUUUUCCUAAGCCUUACCUGAGUGAGAAGCCCUUAAACUAACAAGAGUCAAAUACAGCUGAAGCACCAUUCCAAUACUCUUUACACGUAUCAGGUUAUAUGUAGAAAAAAAUUUUACUACUAAAUGAUUUCAACUACUGGCUUUCUGUAUUUUGAAAGUAAUGACAUUGUCUUCAUUUUUUUUACUGGUGGUUUAAUACAAAAUACACGGAGCUUGUUUUCCUCUCAUAAGUAGCGUUAACUCCGAUGUUCACGAAGACAGCUCUUCAAAAGCGGGCUCUGCAUCACGUGAUUGUGGACAGGCAGGAGGACACAGAGCAGCCAAGCAUUGUCUUUUAUCGUUUCUUGAAACGCAAGCGUGCAUACCUGUGAGGAAACCAGCAGCCACUUGUAAAUGUUCUACAUUGUCCAGGGUCACCCUUGCCAGUUGACACAGACCAGUACCUUGGUGUUCAUGUUACUUGACUGGGAUGGGGGUUGGGACUUGCUGCCCUUUCUUCUGAAGCAGAUCCAUGCCAGGGUACACAGUGCUUUUCCUAAGGAUUGUCUUGACUCCCAUCUGUCAUGGCUUGGCUGCUGCGUAGAGCAGUUUGGUCUGAAGGUCAUGGGGAGUCUGCUUGCACCGUGUUCUGUGUCCUCCAUGACAGACUGUGACUGAUUCUGCAACAAAGAAAAAAGGUUUGUGGAUCCAGAGGGUCACGAAUAAGGUCUGUGGAGCUGAGUUGAUUGGCACAGAGACACAGAACAGAACAGGACUCUGGAUAUAAGGCAUUUGGCUUGUUGCUGCACGUCCUCUUCUAUCGUUCUUUUCCUUAAACGAAUAGACUCAAAAGUGCACUUUUGAAGUCUGGUUGAAAUGGUGAGAUUCGAAAUCUACAAGGAUCGAGUGCUAGUAGCCAUGUUUCUUUGAAACUGAAUAGAGGCGAGGAGAUUCCACCCAACAGAGUAUUGGAAGCGUUCGCUUUCUUCCCAUAUCAAUAGAGGGGUGGAGGGGGGAGACCCACAGUGCACAUUUCAUCCUGAUUCCCUUUGCCCACGGAUGUUUGCCUUGUAAGAAUUAAUCAGAUUACUAGGGUGGGAAAUCUAUUAAACCCAGGAUGAAGGCAUAGCCUUUUAGCUCUAUUGGUGUUUGAAGUACAUUUAUAUCCAAAUGUUAAUAAACAUAAAUGUAUAUACUAAGUACCGAGUUUUUUCACUUCAAAAUGUUUUCAAGGGGAACUCAUCAAACAAAUUCAAUUAGUGAAAGGUUUCCUAAAGACUCUUCCUUUGAAUAAACACAUUAAACAUGUCGAAAUACUUGGAAUUCCAGUCAUCUGUGAAAGCAUAUCUCUUACAGAGCAUAUUUUAUUUUAAUUAAGGUAUCUCUAUGUAUCUACAUUGGACUAAUUGCAUAGAGGUCUGAUUCUAUGUAAUCUACUGUAGAAAGCUAUUGAUUACUUCUGUAUUAAACAGCAGCUCUAAUUAGCUUCAGAUGACCAAAGAGGAAAUAGGAGUUAUCAGAGCUAACAAGAGUGGCUUUCAGUGAAGAACCAUGGAUGUGCAGCACAUAAAUUAAAUUUUGAAAAGCGUCAUCUUUUCACCAACACAGAUCUCAUUUUUCUUCAGAGAUAGAAGCAUAGGAGAGUGACCAAAUCGUCCAUUUGAAAAUAAAUUACUGCUUAAGUAAACAGAGGGAAGGAUGUUCCAUGACAACUUGUUAGAGAGAUUCUUAUAAAAUCAUGCCAAGCAAGUGUUUCUGCCAUUCGGGGUGAUCUCAGUUGAACACGGUGCCCCAGAAACACCAUCAUUUGCCCCAGUACUGGAGCAGGCAAACCCUUUUACCUAUCCAGCUUCCUCUGGCAGCGCUGAAAGCAAAAACUGGUUCACUACUUCCGGUCCUGCAGGCCCUGCGUGGAAAGUGUCACCAAAAUACAAGGGCUGCCUGCUGAGGUUCGGGCCUGUUGGCGAAGGCAUCUCGUUGUAGUUGAUUCUGGCAAACAAAAACAGUAACUCACAUCCCUGGAGACCGUGGCUCCCAACUGAAGUCUGGCUAUGCUCCACCCAUUUCAGAGAAAAGAAGGCAAGAUUGCCAAACCGAUUCGAAGCACAUUUUCAGUCCCCUUGAUGUUGAAUAUUUGACCGAGAGGUGUUUGAGUAUCUUUUUAAAUAGAGCACACGAAGGAGGAAGGGCACAGUAAAGAGAGGGAAUUCAGAAUGCCACCUGAAUAUAUUUUUCCAUAUCUGGUUUUUUUCAAGCCUCUAGUAAAAAAAAAGUGUAAGUUGAGAAUGACAUAGAUUAUUUUACAUUAAGUAUAGCAAACUGUAUGCAAAGUGUGAAAGGAGCGUGGUUUUCCAUUAAAAAAUUUUUUUAAACGAUUCUUUAGUCUGUAGUAAAAAAUGUUUUAGAAGCUACUUCUUCAAGGAAAACAAAUAUAGGACAGGGCUCCUCCAGAGCCGCUGUGGCCUUUGAUCUAGUCUAUGUUAAGAUUGUUUCUAUCUUGCACAUGCUCCGAGGAUGGGUUGUCUCCAGCUGCAUCCCCAUUUCCCACCUGCCUCUUUGUACUCUGAAUCAGACACUCCCAAACACUCCAUCUGCUGAGCUAGGAAAGUGGGAGAGAGGAAGCAUUUCUAAAUCAGUGUUAAGUGCUUGGGAAAAAGACAUGUAAGAGCAGUGAGAGUUUAUAUAAUUAGCAAAUUCUGUUCUUAGAAUCCAGCAAAAAUGUAUUUCUGUUGUUAUUAUUUACAAAACAGUGGCCUCGGAGGAGCUGUCUUUUGGAAAAUAAGUUUUCAUUCAUGUCGUCAGGCAUGCACGACUUAUUUGAGUCAAUAAACUGCGGGCCAGAAAAUGACCUGCUUAAAUGAAUGCACAUUUUCUCAUUCUCUUUCAAGCUGUUCUUGAGCUCUUGGAUUCAUACCCCCGCGAUCUUUGUUGCUUCUGCUCUUUGAUAAAACAAAUGAGACCAUGUCAGACCCAUCGUUUCAAGAAAGACCGAAAAGCAAUGACAACACACAAGAGUCAGUUACCAAUGGCCUGAACAUGAUGUUGGCCAAAGUGCCUGUCUGCACUGAGUUCGGGGAGUUUGAAGAGAUGAAGCAAAAUCAAGGUACCGCAAGAGACCACGUGCCCUUGGUGAAUGGAGCAUGCAGUCUGGUCCAAACAGAAAACUCGUCCCAACAAAACACCCAGGGUUCCUUGAAUUAGACACCAGCGCCUUUGUAGGAAGCGCGCCAGAGCUGAUAUCUGGAGGGCAGAGGAAGGAGUUUCUUUUCAGAAAUUCUAAAACAGCAAAGCAGCUGGGAAUUUGGUUAGAAAUCCUUACAAGCUAUGUUUUUCGCUCAUCCCUGAGAUAAGCAUCUCGUGCGUAGAUCUGAUACCUCU
Messenger RNA from Orcinus orca (killer whale), 6131 nucleotides. RefSeq names its product GDNF family receptor alpha 1 (gene GFRA1). Gene Ontology annotation, biological process: nervous system development. Gene Ontology annotation, molecular function: signaling receptor activity. The transcript has 10 exons. The coding region runs from base 657 to 2063 and encodes 468 amino acids. Gene Ontology annotation, cellular component: signaling receptor complex; external side of plasma membrane. Lineage: Eukaryota; Metazoa; Chordata; Mammalia; Artiodactyla; Delphinidae. The record is from RefSeq and is a predicted model, not a curated record.